AUGAAAGAAAAUGCGAAAGUAGAAACUUCAAAAGUUGUGGAACUAGGGACGAGACACGAGACGACGAACAAAAUGGUAACAAAUUGGAUUUGUGUGAUGAUUCAACAUUCAAAUGAGAUUGAUAACAACAAUAAUGAAAUGAUUGUCCUCUACGUGAUUACAAUGCAGUGGGAGCUAACGGAAUCAUGCUACCAGCGUCUGAUGGAUUCCUGCUACGAUGAACACGUGGCCACAGCCAGGAUUCGAACCCACGUCAACCGACUCAACAUGUUCAGCAAGUUCUGUGGCGGAUCGAACCCAAGAAAGUCCAACAAUUUCACAAGUCAAAUUGUUGCUCACGUGGUAAGACUGCCGUAUUUCUUGAUAAUCUCAUAA
Messenger RNA from Helobdella robusta, 375 nucleotides. RefSeq lists its product as hypothetical. The transcript has 3 exons. Lineage: Eukaryota; Metazoa; Annelida; Clitellata; Rhynchobdellida; Glossiphoniidae. The coding region runs from base 1 to 375 and encodes 124 amino acids. The record is from RefSeq and is a predicted model, not a curated record.